AUGGUAAGAGGCAGGAAGUCAAAGGCAGCCACGGCUUCUCAAAACGACAACACGGUUGCGUCCAGACUUCGUUCUCGAACAGUACCAGCAAAUGGUGAAGAUGAAUCGACACCCCCUGCUGAUCCCACUCAGCAAGUCAAGAACAUUUCACGAGUUCCUCAACCUGAGGCGUUUGAACGUGAUGCCACACGUAUGCAGAUCCAGAUGACAUGUAGCUAUAUUGGCAAGCUCAUCAAGGAAAGAGGAUCAAGAAGAGCCUGUCUAGGCCUACUCAACAAACUCGACGACAUGUUGGCCACUGUCGAAAGACUCAAUUUAUUGGUGGUAGACCCGUCCGACGCCGAUGAAUUCGCGAAGCAAGCUCAAAUUCAAAUCGAUCUGUUCACACUUAUCGAGUCGAAGAAAGAAGACGUUGACGCUUAUGUCACUCUAAGAGCUGAUGACGAAUCUUCUGUCGGGUCCUGCAUGCAGUCAAUCAAAGGCGUACCACUGGUGACUCACCCCUCUGCCUCGACAGUUGGAGAGUGGAUGUGCAAGAGAGCUGCAGCAUAUCAAAAUGCUUAUAGCCUGGCAGCGGAGAAAAUUUUGCCGUCUGGUGAGAACAAGUUUCCUCGUGGCCCCUCUGCACCCGACAAAAAUGAAGUGACUCAGUCGGAGAAAUUGCUUGCUGAAGCGCAGAAAAGAGCAGCGGAGGCCCAACAGGAAGCUGCCCAGCUGAAAAAACGACUCGAAGAAGUAAAUAAGAAAGCUGAUUUGGCAAAUAAGGAAGCAAGCAAACUAUCCGAUGCUGCCAUGCGACGCGGUUCAGCACCAACCAUCAUCAGCAACCCAUUCCACGGUUGGGGAGACGGAGCGUUCGACGAUUGGCACCGCCGUUCUACUCACGAACCGACCAAAGAGGAUGGAGAUGAAGAAGCACCAGACGACUGGAUCGACCGGUACUGCAACGGCCUAGAAGAAGCCAAUUGGUCAUAUUCUAGCAAAUCGGCAGCACGCGGGGAGCUUCCCAUCUACUCUGGAAGGGCAACCGAUUGGUUUUGGUGGUCGGAUUUGCUACGUUCGAUGGUUCAUGAUCAACGAAUCGCACCUGGAGAAAAGCUUGCUGUCUUGAAGAGCCGACUACGGGGAGAUCAAUUCGAAAUCGUGCAGGGCCUUGGCGGAGGAGAAUCUGCUUAUAAGGCCGCUUUAUUCCGACUGAAGCAGUCGGCUGGACGUCGCGACGUAAUGCGUAUAGCACUACUCGGUGAACUCGACCGUAUGGAGCUGGGCAGAGAAAACUCAUCAUUCCGUCGCUUUGCCGAAAGAGCUCGAACCAUCUUCUUUGAUUUAACCCGAAUUGGGGAGAAAUUUAAUGCCGACCUCAUUGAACGACUGAGCCGUAAAUUGCAUCCGGCGGAUCGACUCGAAUGGAAUUCCGGACGACGUACUGGAUUAGAACGGCGCCCUCUGAAGGAAUUUGGAGAGUGGAUGUGCGAGAGAGCUGCAGCAUACCAAAAUGCUUACAGUCUGGCAGCGGAGCAAAUUUUGCCGUCUGGUGAAAACAAGUUUCCUCGUCGCCAACAAUUGCCAACAUCAGGACGCGCCAAUCACGUUAGCUUGGAGCCCUGCACUACCGACAAACCGAAGAGUCGCUGCUUUUGUUGUGAGGGGGAGCACCGGUUGAUGGCUUGCCCAACAUUCAAAGAAAUGCCUACGAAAGAGAAGGUACGAUUUUGCGUCAAGCGCCGCUUAUGCAUGAAAUGUUUCGGGACGAGACACUCUGCAGCCGAUUGCAAAUUCGGAAAAGGUUGUGGAUUCAGCGGAUGCCCUUUUAUUCAUCACCCAUUGCUUCAUGAUGCCAAAGAGAAGCACGACAAAGGUAGCAGCCAUCACACAUCACUCUCAGCCCAGGUGGAUCGCGUCAAGGUGGCGCUAGGCGUUAUCCGGAUGGAAGCUUACACAGCCGAAGGCCAGCUCAUCCCAGUAUCGGUGCUGAUAGACGAGGGCAGCGACACGACGUUGUUUCGAGAGGAUUUUCUUCAACGGCUUAAGAUCAUCGGGAAAGGUACUACUCUAGAUCUUGUAGGAGUUACCGGCGCCGAAUGCUACAAAUCGCAGAAGGCCCCAGUUCGAUUUCUUUUACCGGACGGGAAGGAAGCCGUCAUAAAAGGAACUACGAUCCCGCAGAUAUCUAGGCCGACUCCGGUAAUCGACUGGAGAAAAUUGAAAAAUCGAUGGCCACAUUUAGCUGACGUCCCAGUGCAAGAGAGUGGCAGAAAAAUCGACGUCUUGGUGGGACUCGAUCACUCAAAUCUACUUGCAGUAUUGGAAUCGCGCGUUGGAGGCGAACACGAACCUUUCGCAUCUCGCACUAGACUCGGUUGGGUCGUCCGUGGCCUGCUUGGGAGUGACAUCGGUCCGAUGACAACGGCCCACAUCCAUCACAUCUCAACAGCAUCCGAGUCCUCGCUCGAUGAAGAGUUCCAGAAAUUUUGUACAACCGAAAAUUUCGGUACUGAAUUCAAAGGAAACGGCCUCUCAGAAUCAGACAUAAUCGCCGAAAAGAUCGUGGAUGAAGGCCUGAAGAAACUAGACAUUGGGUAUGAAACCCCACUCACGUGGCUCGAAGGAGAGCCGACAUUUGAAAAUAACAGGACGCUGGCGGAGCAUCGUUGGCAAGACCUGAAGGAACGAUUCAAGAGAGAUCCAGAUUUCGAGGCUGAUUACAGAGCCGCGAUCAAGAAAUACGUCGACGAAGGCUAUGCAUCGAGAGUAAAAGAGGAAGAUUUAUACUCGAACAACCAGUACUACUUGCCGCAUCACGGUGUCUACAAGAAAGUGUAUGGUAAGAAGAAGAAGAAGCUUCGAGUCGUCUUCGAUGCCGCUGCCAAAUGGAAGAAGAAAUGCCUCAACGACGGAAUGCGACAGGGUCGAAAAUUGCAGAACGACUUAGCCAAGGUCCUCAUUCGAUUCCAGCUGGGGGAGAUUGCCUUUGCAGCAGACGUGACCGCCAUGUACAGCAGGAUUCGACUUCGACCACAAGAUGCCCGCUUUCAUCAGCCGCUUCAGAUGCCACUAGAGGGAGAGAAGAAUGUAUGGAAGCAGUAG
Daphnia pulicaria is the source of this 3087-nucleotide messenger RNA. RefSeq lists its product as uncharacterized. The transcript has 2 exons. The record is from RefSeq and is a predicted model, not a curated record. NCBI's taxonomy places the organism in Eukaryota, Metazoa, Arthropoda, Branchiopoda, Diplostraca, Daphniidae. Bases 1 to 3087 code for a protein of 1028 amino acids.